Phlebotomus papatasi is the source of this 5347-nucleotide messenger RNA. RefSeq names its product adenylyl cyclase 78C (gene Adcy8). Gene Ontology annotation, molecular function: adenylate cyclase activity. Lineage: Eukaryota; Metazoa; Arthropoda; Insecta; Diptera; Psychodidae. Bases 688 to 5088 code for a protein of 1466 amino acids. The transcript is spliced from 12 exons. Gene Ontology annotation, biological process: intracellular signal transduction; cAMP biosynthetic process; adenylate cyclase-activating G protein-coupled receptor signaling pathway. The record is from RefSeq and is a predicted model, not a curated record. Gene Ontology annotation, cellular component: plasma membrane.
CAGUCGGACGGAUUAUUUUCCCUUUUUAAGAAAAUUGUUGGCCAUGAAAGAAAACUCUUAUUGCCAUCUCUGAACCAAAGUGUUGAGCAAAAGAGUUCAAAUUGCGGUGUGAGGCUGUGAAGUGAACAUGAGUAUCUCUUCAGUGUUGCACAGAAGCCAAGGGAAAAUCCUCUUUUGAAAGAAAAAUCACAAAUGAACUUCCCUUCUUGCUUUUGUGAGAUUUUCUCUCUCUCUUUCGAAACUUGGCGGGAAUCGUAUGAGGAGUUUGGAGCGAGAUGUUAUAUGGGAAUGCGAUAAGAAAGGUGCUCCACAAAUUAUCAAAUGGUGUAUAAAAUAUAGUGUCAAUGCGGAACUUUAUCAUCUCACCAGAGAUUUUCACGAUCAUCUGUGAAGUGUUGGGAGAACAUUUAUGCAUAGCCAAAGAAGUGAGUGAAGGAGUGAAUUAAAAUUAGAAGAGAAAAGUGAGAAAUGGGAGUUCCGUGGUCAAAACAAUGUAAAAGACACGAACACAUCAAUCGGAAUCAUAAAUAGAUUGACAAACACUUUUAUUGGCUGGAAUACCACAGGAGGAAAUUGUCCUUUUUUCCCUGUCUUGCCAGAAGAACAACACAGACCGGAUUUGUUCCGGAGGGGCAAAGGGUUUGGGUGUCUAAUAAUUGAAAAUAAGUGAGGUGGAAGUGGAAAAUUAUGACGUCGUCUCAUCAUCAUCAAGUGGAAAUUCCGGAUGAUGAAGCAGAGGAUGUAACGAUAAAUGUUCUACUGGAUGAUAAUAUUAAUGGAGAGGAGACAACUCUGCGGUUGGUUAAACCCACAAGAUUGUGGUCUCGUGUCAUGGAUCGCCUAAUUGCAACUGAUGGGAAUAAUCAGGACGAAAGGGGAUUAUCUACUGGACCCGCCACCAAUUCAAACUCAUCUCUGGCCCACAAUGGAUUCAUCAAUAACGGAACCACUGCUGAUAUGGAUGAUGAUCUGUCAGACAGUGGGAUUGGCAAGGCGGAUGAAAUAUCCAAGACAGACAUAUCAAAAAUUCCCCGCGUCCCGGGCGAUGGUGCCCAAGCUGAAGAUGUACCCACUGACUUCUGCACCGCAGUGAAGAUUCAGACAUCCCCAUAUGAACGAGAUGUGAUAAAACCGGCCAAUGGAACUGAACUGAUGGAACGAAAUCCCGGACAGAAUGCUUCUGAAAUCCCAUCUGACGAACCACCACCUUUUGGGAAUGAGACAUAUGCUGCCUUUAAGCGUGGCACAGUGAUGAAAGGCAUUCUCUGUCCAUCCUUUACAAAUUCUUUUAAGGCACGCUCUCUGGAGCACUCAUAUCUUACAUAUUCACACAGACAGCGCCAAAAAUCCCUCAUUAUUGUCAAUAUUGUGGAUCUUCUGCUUAAAUUAAUCCUUGCCGUUGUCUGGAUUACACGUCGAUCACCAGAUAUUCCUGUAACAGCACAGGCUAUCACAUGGUCCAUUUGCUGUAUCAUCGCCAAUCUGGGUAUCUGCCUUUUGGGAUGUUGGCGCUGUUUCGCCAAUAACUACCUUCAUUGGGCAGCCACCUGUACGUGGCUCCUGCUCAAUCUUCAAGGAUUCGUGGGACAGGGUAUGGGCUUUGCUGAGCGUGAAUACCUUGUUUGGUAUGUCCUUUUCAUCAUUUUUGUGCCAUAUGCCAUGCUUCCACUACCGUUGAAGUGGUGCAUGAUUGCCGGAUCUGUAUCAGCUAUGUGCCAUCUUAUCGUCAUGACCAUUGAGAAAUUUCACAAAAAUGUGAAUGAGGCCUGUCUUUUAAGACAACUAGGAGCAAAUUCCCUUCUAUAUCUCGCUAUCAAUUUUGCGGGAAUGUACACAAAGUACCUGACUGAUCGAGGCCAGAGACUUGCCUUCAUCGAAACCCACAAGGCGAUGGAGCACAAAAAGGAAUCGGAGAAGGAGUAUCAGAGAACACAAAAACUUCUGGAUUCCAUUCUUCCCAUGUUUGUCAACAAUGACAUCAGAAAGGAAAUGUACAAAGGAGCUGAUGCCAACGUUGAUGCCCAGUUUAAGAAGCUCUUUAUCUACUAUAUGGAAAAUGUUAGUAUCCUCUUUGCUGAUAUCAAGGGAUUUACAGAACUUGCGAGUAGAACAUCAGCUCAACAACUUGUGAGGAUUCUCAAUGAUCUCUUUGCUAGAUUUGAUCGAAUAGCUGAGGAUAAUCACUGUUUGAGGAUAAAACUCCUUGGAGACUGUUAUUACUGCGUGUCCAUGUUUGAUAGUCACAGCUGGAAAUCCCGACCAGAUCAUGCUGUAUGCUCUGUCGAGGCGGGACUGCAUAUGAUUCGCGCCAUCAAGGAUGUUCGUCACAACACCCAUGUGGACCUCAAUAUGCGAAUUGGGAUACACAGUGGAUCUGUGAUGUGUGGGGUGCUCGGCGACAAGAAAUGGCACUUUGAUGUGUGGUCCAAUGACGUCAUUAUCGCUAAUCACAUGGAAUCAGGCGGAAUACCUGGUCGAGUUCACAUUUCCGAAGCUACACUCAAUUGCCUCAAUGAUGCAUAUGAAGUGGAACCUGGGGAUGGUGGUAGUCGUGACAAUCACUUGAAAAUGAUGAAUAUAAAAACGUAUUUGAUCAAGAGAACUGAACCAUUGAGGCCCCGAAAGAGAUUGAUACACAGAGGAAGUGAAUUUCAAGAGCCACCACAGAGAUUCUCUGAGAUUAAACCAAAUGUCCAGGCACAAAAUUCCGUGGCAAGUCGGCCAGAUAGCAAAUCAGCAUCUAAAAGAAGUUCCCGGAAUACUAUUCAUGAUGAUGAGCCUACAACAGACUGGACACCGGAGAUUCCCUUCAAGAACCUAGAUGGACGUGAUGGUCUCAAUCGUACCGAUUCCGUCAUGGCCAGUGACUAUGUGAAGCAGGAAACACGAAUAUCCCUGUCAGCCACGGAAGAAGUUGAUGAGUUCAUUGACCAGAACAUUCAAAUCAACACGAACAAACAAAUGCGGCAGGAAUUCCUCUAUGGAUGGACACUAAAGUUCAAGGAUAGUGCACAAGAAGGGAAAUUCUGUCAGCUACGUGAAGACAUGUUCAGAUCCAAUAUGCUAUGUGUCUUUGUCGUGUGGAUUUUUAUUGUAUUCUGUCAGGUAAUCAUCCUUCCCACGUGCAUCAUUCUCGUCAUUUGCCUCUCCAUCGCAACAUUCCUUAUGACCCUUGCGUGGAUUCUUGUCAUGGCUGAGGAAUUUCCACGUCUUCCGGAAAUUCUCCAGCGCAUUUCCGCUUCUCUGGUGCAUCAUCGCAAUCGCCGAACCAUUUUUAUAUGCUUCAUCAUUGUACUGAUGUCGGCUGUUAGUGCAGUUGGUCUGGGACUUUGUCCUCUCACAGAAUACGCUACAGAACCUGAUGUACUAGCACUACAAAAUACCCCAACCACACAAUUGCAACUCAAUGUCCUGGUCACCAUACACCACAACAUCACCAUCAAUUCACCCAUGGAGACGCCUGUGAUAUCAACCAAUCUCACGCCAUCCCACCAUCUAAUCCCACGAGAUAUCCGGAAAUCAACAUCAACUGGAAAUUCAAUUUAUGAUUCACCAGUCAGGGAUAUAAAUGGUACUAUCUUUGACACCAAUACAACAGAGACCAGUCCUAUUAGCGAAGAAAUCCUAGAUGAUCCUUGUGCCCAUCCGGAAUACAUUGUCUUCACUUGGGUGCUCUGCCUAAUUGCUCUAGCAACAGCCCUCAAGCUCUAUUACCUUGUGAAGACGCUCAUGGCUAUUGGAAUGGUCACUUGUUAUGCUAUCCUUAUCCUCGUAGUCUUUUCCGAUGUCUUCACCAGCAAAAAUGUCGAAUAUGAACUUCUACAUCUUGGAAUGCCACUUCCAGCCCAGAUGCUCAUAAUGCUGGCUGUUUUCUUCACCAUGGUCUGUUACCAUGCACGUCUCGUGGAAGUUACAUCGCGACUGGACUUUAUUUGGAAGGAGCAAGCAGAAAAGGAAUUGACCAAUAUGAAAUCCAAUCGUGUUCUCAAUGAUCUACUCAUUAAGAACAUUUUACCUGAUCACGUGGCUAGUUAUUAUCUAUCCGAAGAACGCACAGAUGAACUAUAUGCACAAAUGCAUAAUCUCUGUGGAGUGAUGUUCGCAUCAAUACCAAAUUUUCAAGAUUUCUAUUCGGAGGACAUUGAAAAUGGGAAAGCAUGUAUAAGGAUCUUGAACGAAAUAAUCUGUGAUUUUGAUGCACUCCUCGAGGAGGAGCGCUUUGCAUCUAUUGAGAAAAUAAAGACUGUUGGCGCCACAUACAUGGCAGCCUCUGGACUCAAUCCAAAGCACCAGCUUGAACGUGGUGGCACUGAGGAGGAUAGUGUUUCGGAUCUCGUGGAAUUUGCCCUAGCCAUGAGGCAAAAAUUGCAGGAAGUAAAUAAAGAUGCCUUCAACACCUUCCAGUUGAGGGUAGGAAUCAGCAGUGGACCAGUAGUUAGUGGAGUAAUUGGGGCCCGGAAGCCUGUCUACGAUAUUUGGGGCAAUACCGUUAAUGUGGCAUCGAGAAUGGACUCCACAGGGGAAAAUUGGAAAAUCCAGGUGCCAGAUUACACAGCACAAAUUCUUCAGGCCAAGGGGUACACUUGUGUGGUGCGUGGUGAGAUUAACGUGAAAGGGAAGGGCAUAAUGCUGACACAUUGGGUGCUUGGACUCAAUGUGCCUGCCAGUCAGUUAAUGUCACCCACUCUAAUGCCAGCGGGAAUCCCUCAGGCUCAGACGCCGUCACUUCAACGUCAGACAUCCCAUCAUAGCUCCCUCGCGGCAGUCGUCUUUGGCAUGAUGCAGGCUUCCAAGAGGAGCACAAUUAACAGUUCAACACCCACCGCAACACCCUCGCCCAAAACGAGAUUCGGUCGCCGGGGAAGCACAUUCAGUUCAGUGAGAGUGUCCCAGAGAGUUCCGUCUAAUCCUAUUCGUCGGAAUACCACAAGAGUUCGUGGUAGGAGUUACCACCAAAAGAAAAUAACAGUGGCAUCUCUCACAUCAUCAUCAUCAGCACCUGCAAGUGCCAAUUUGAGUGCUAUUCCCGUCAUUCCCACUUUUAGGAAUCUUCAGCUCAAUGACAGCAACACAAGUUCAGAUCUUUAGUGUUUUACAGAAAAUAAAAGAAAACUUCUGAUUCUUUAGGAAAGUAAUAGAUUACAAGUUUUUCUCUUUUUUUUUGAAAAACCGAAAAAUUGUUCUAAGCUCCACCCCAGAGAAAGUGUAUUGAUUGAGGGAAAACAUAUAGUUAUGGGGGCUGGAAGAAGGUGAUAAAAUGAGAUUGUUAGAGGACCUUAAAUUGUAGUUAAAUUAUAUUGUAUGUUUGUAAAAGUGUUAAGUAUUAAAUAAAAGCUAAGAAAAUCUA